AUGGUAGUAAACGCUCCCGAUUCACCUGUACAGGCUGCAGUGAUUUUUGUUAUUGAAGCUACGGCCGCCAACGGUGCAUACAUCGGGGAACUUAAAACAAACUACAUUAUACCUACUUUAGAAUAUUUUCAUGGUGGAGCGUUAGAUGAGGGUGGUGGCAGUGGUUCCAUGUAUGGCUUGGUGACCUAUAAAUCUGCUGAUUGUCACCCUGGAGUGCCAGUUUCAACUUAUGGACCAUUCACAUGUCCACAGACUGUUGUGGAAGCUGUUGAUAAAAUACAAUAUGUCGGCGGUCAUGCAGAAAGCCGAGCGUGUGUGACAGAAGCUCUGACAGCAGCCCUGGCAUGUUUUGAUGACAUUGGCCGAACAGAUAUACCAAUUCACGUGUUACUACUGUGUUCUUCACCACCAUACUCUGCUUACGCUGGUGGAUUAGUACCUCCAGGUGCCCCAGCGACGGUGGAGCAAGCUGCCAGGUUGCUAGCAGAACGCGGUGUGCAGGUGUCAGUAGCUGCAGCGCGGCGUGUCCCUGCCUUACAUGCGCUGUAUGAGCACGCUGGUGGAGAACUACACCAAGCGCAACAAAGAAAUUAUGCCAAGGAUCCUCGUCACCUAGUACUACUUCGAGGGUACAGCCUAAAGGAGCGGCCACCCAGCCCCGCGCCGCCUCCCGUGCCGGACAUACAGACUGAUGUCUAUGGGCAAGGUCGGGGUGCAGGUGUGCCCGCCCGACCUGGCAACACGACGUUCCCCCGGCCGGGCGUAGCGGCCGCGACGGUGGGGCCCGUGGCGGGCGUGGGCGGCGUGGGGAACGUAGGAGUGGGCGUGGGCGUGAAUGCCGCGUGCGGGCGCGGUGCCAACUGGCUCCCGCCACCACGAGCGCCGCUGUACGCGAACAACUCGGCGCUCCUGACGCAGCUGGCGCAGCCCUCCUACCCCCCGCCACCGCCCGCACAUGCUACACAAGCUGGUCACCCACGCAUGCAGGGUAUGGUCGCAGGCACCUCGGCGGGUCUCCAGCGCUCCUACAUUUGGUCCGGGGUCAUCGAGUGGAUGGAGAAGGGGAAGACCCCUGGGGAUCAGCAGAAAACUACAAAACACCUGCCGUGUCAGGUAUCAGCUAGCACAAAGGAUAUUGAGCCGGAACUGAAAGUGGACACGUGGCCGAGUAAGUUGUUGAUGCAGCUAAUGCCUAAGCAGCUGAUCAGCAACAUCGGAGGCCAGUACCUCAAGGACAGCAAGUCUGUUCUGUUCCAUCUGCAGCCCAGCGAGGCGCUCGACGCCCUCACUAAAGUCAUGGUCAAUGGAUUCGCUGGCUGCGUCCACUUUUCUCCGAUGCCGUCCCCCCCUCAGUGCGACAUCAAGGUGCUGAUCCUGCUGUACACGCCCGAUAAGAAGGCGUACCUCGGCUUCAUACCCAACAACCAGGCCACAUUCGUCGAUAGACUGAGGAAGGUAAUCCAACAACAGAAGAUAAGCCAGAUCAUCAGCAAGCAGCAGCUUCCCCCCGCGGGGAGUGCAGCGGGAGGUAUGGCGCCCAACAUGCCCCCUAACACCAUGGCAGGCAAUGGUGCGAUGCCAACCGCUGGAAUGUCGUCAGGAGGCAUGGGCUCUGGAAUGAGUGGGGGAAUGCAGCCGGUGGCCGUCGGUAACGUGGCCAACGUUGGCGGAGUGGGCAAUGUGGGACAAAUGGCCGGCCCUGGGCCUAGUCAGGGCAUGGUGCAGACACAAAUGCAGCAACAUCCGCAGGGUAUGAUGAUCGGCGGCUCAAUGGGUGGCCAAGUCCAACAGGUGGGCGGCAAAGGUCCUCGGCCCGUCACCCAAUUGGAUGGUCUCGAGGCAGCUCGACAACAGAACCUCGAGAAGAUCCAGCAUCUCCAGCAGACUCUAGAGGCGGCCCACCAACAAGAGGCGCAGUUUAAAUCUCAGAUGGACAUCAUGUCACACCUGCAUGCUGCACAGCAACAGGAACAGCAUUAUAAGCAGUUAGAGGAGCAACGAAAGCACCAGCUACAGCAACAGUUGCAACAACAACUCCGUGCAACGAGCACAGCUCACCAGCCGCGCAUCAUGCACCCCCGGAACAUAUUGCCUUCCAACCCGGGCCUCAGGCACUUGCUGCAACAGCAGCCACAAUACAGAGCAGGGGGCGGAGCCCCGAGGCCAACGGCACAGCCCCAGCAAUUUGAAGACGUCAGUAACUACACCGAUUUUAUUUAG
Arctia plantaginis is the source of this 2220-nucleotide messenger RNA. The record is from the annotation of a GenBank genome assembly. NCBI's taxonomy places the organism in Eukaryota, Metazoa, Arthropoda, Insecta, Lepidoptera, Erebidae.